AUGACGCAAACUAGGCACCAUGGCCAUAGCCACGGCCACGGCCAUCAUCACCAUCACGACAACACUUACCUGACCUCCACGAACAAACGCGACGCGGGUGUUAGAAUUACAAGGAUUGGUCUCGUGGCUAAUUUGUGUAUGGCGAUUGGAAAGUUCAUUGGUGGUUAUGUCUUUCACUCUCAAGCUCUCAUUGCCGACGCUUACCACGCGCUCACCGAUCUUGUCUCCGACUUUUUGACUCUGGGAACUGUCGCCUGGUCCCUGAAACCUCCGAGUGAACGAUUUCCCAAUGGAUAUGGAAAGAUCGAGAGCAUCGGUGCGCUAGGAGUUAGUGGACUUCUGCUCUGCGGAGGAGUGUUUAUGGGCCUCAACGCAGGACAGGUGCUGCUAGCUCAGUUCUACCCCGAGGCGGCCGAAACAAUAGCUCACUCUGGGGUUUUGGGACACGGUCAUUCGCACAGUCAUGGGCCAAUUGGUCCUAGCAUCCACGCGGCGUGGAUUGCAGCAGGCUCGAUUGUGGUUAAGGAGUGGCUUUACCAUGCCACUAUGAAGGUUGCUGAAGAGCGCAAGUCGUCCGUCCUUGCAUCUAACGCCGUUCACCACCGUAUCGAUUCCCUGACAAGCAUCGUCGCCCUUUCCACAAUUGGAGGAAGCUAUGUCUUCCAAGACGCCACCUGGCUGGAUCCAGUUGGCGGAGUCUUGAUCUCCCUGAUGGUUAUCAAAGCCGGUUGGGCCAACACACGUACCUCGCUUUUGGAAUUGGCGGAUACUACGGUUGAUGAAGAAAUCCGACACUCUGUGGAGGAUGCUGCAUCCAAGGCCCUAAAGGAUCUUGAGGAUGGUCACGAAGUGAUUGUUCGUGACGUGCAGGGCAUGAAGUCUGGUCAAAACUACCUAAUGGAUAUUGAGUUGGCUGUGCCAGGAGCUUGGGCUAUUAGCCGGUCGCGACACAUCGAAGAGGCCGUUCGCCAGGCUGUUGGAUCUGGAGUUCGUGGUGUGAAGCGAAUCAAAGUGCGCUUCAUUCCAGCGGAACAUGAGGAUCUCACAUUCUCGGAUGAAUUCGUUGCACAGGAUAUCAGUGGGGACCCAGAGACAAUUCAAGAUGCUCGGAAGCAGCAAUAG
Molecule: messenger RNA, 1122 nt
Organism: Penicillium coprophilum
Lineage: Eukaryota; Fungi; Ascomycota; Eurotiomycetes; Eurotiales; Aspergillaceae
Product: cation diffusion facilitator family transporter
Exons: 2
Coding region: 1-1122 (373 amino acids)
Biological process (GO): transmembrane transport; monoatomic cation transport
Cellular component (GO): membrane
Molecular function (GO): monoatomic cation transmembrane transporter activity
Source: RefSeq, a predicted model, not a curated record